Ylistrum balloti is the source of this 3704-nucleotide messenger RNA. Its product is annotated as cytosolic Fe-S cluster assembly factor nubp1-A-like. Gene Ontology annotation, biological process: iron-sulfur cluster assembly. The transcript is spliced from 13 exons. Gene Ontology annotation, molecular function: 4 iron, 4 sulfur cluster binding; ATP binding; ATP hydrolysis activity. Lineage: Eukaryota; Metazoa; Mollusca; Bivalvia; Pectinida; Pectinidae. Gene Ontology annotation, cellular component: cytosol. The record is from RefSeq and is a predicted model, not a curated record. The coding region runs from base 1 to 984 and encodes 327 amino acids.
AUGGCUGACAUUCCGGACGAUGCCCCUGAACACUGUCCAGGGACAGCAAGUGAGGCUGCUGGGAAAGCAGCUGCAUGUCAGGGGUGUCCUAACCAAAAUGUCUGUUCUGUCUUACCAAAAGGACCUGAUCCAGCUGUUGCAGAAAUUAAAGAAAAAUUGUCUUGUGUAAAACACAAGGUUGUUGUUUUAUCUGGAAAAGGUGGAGUUGGAAAAAGUACAUUUACAGCACAUUUAGCCCAUGGGUUAGCAACAGAUCAUACAAAGCAGGUGGGUGUACUAGAUGUGGAUAUAUGUGGGCCAUCAAUUCCCAGGAUCUUAGGCGUCGAGGGAGAACAGGUCCAUCAGAGUAUUGAGCUCUACGUGCAGUAUGUGGACGAUAACCUGUCAGUGAUGUCUAUAGGAUUCCUACUUGGUAGUCCUGAUGAUGCAGUAAUAUGGCGAGGACCAAAGAAAAAUGGCCUGAUCAAACAGUUCCUGAAGGAUGUGGACUGGGGGGAAAUGGACUUCCUCGUCAUAGACACCCCUCCUGGUACCUCUGAUGAACACUUGUCUGUUGCCCAGUACCUGAAGGAAUCACAGAUUGAUGGUGCUGUCAUCAUCACCACUCCUCAGGAAAUGUCAUUGCUGGAUGUCCGAAAAGAGGUGAACUUCUGUAGGAAGGUUGAGAUGCCCAUCAUUGGAGUGGUGGAAAACAUGAGUGGGUUUGUGUGCCCAAAGUGUAAGGGUGAAUCUCAAAUUUUCCCUCCAACAACUGGAGGAGGGGAAAAGAUGGCUGCAGAUAUGGAUGUAAGGUUUCUGGGCAAGCUGCCUCUGGACCUCAGGAUAGGUAAAUGCUGUGAUGAGGGGAAGUCCUUCCUGACUGAAGUACCGGAUUCUCCAGCCACGGAGGCAUAUGUCAAGAUCAUCAAAAAAAUUGUUGACCACUGUGCCCAGUAUGCAGCUAGUAAGGAGGCCGAGACUGGUGAACAGAUGGAAGUCAGUUAAAGAUGAGUGUUGUUAUAUUACAUAUAUAACUGGUAGUAACAGAGGAUCAAAGAGAGGUAUAAAUAUAUAUCUCAGGAAUUCAGAAAUUUCCUGUAUCCAGUCAAGCCAGCCAUUACAUUACCUCUGACUCAGAGUCGAGGGAUUAGUUUGUCACUUCACCAGUUUGUUGGUAUUCUAUUUAACUGUUAUACUGGACUCACGGCCAGAUAAAUGCAGCUCUUUGAUUUUGGUCACUUCCACCAUACAACAAAGCUUAGUAAGGAUAAUCACAGUAAAUUCUGUCUAUAAGAACCACAAAAUGGAGCAAAGAAAAAUGGCCUUUACAGACAGGUGACCUUUAUAUAGAAGUUCAGUUACUACUGUUUGUGUUCGAUUGGGACCUUAAACCAGUGACCUUUAUAUGCAGGCAUUUUUAUAUACAGAAAACCUUUAAGGCAGGUUUGACUGCAUUUAUUAAUGGUAACAUGUAUGAGACCUAUUUUGUUUCUGAACAUGAUUUGAUAUCCUUGUGGCAGAGCUAUAGUUACAUUCAGACAGUUUUUUAGGACAUCAUUGUCAGAAGGAAAGAGUAGAUGAGAUAUAAAGAUAUAACAUAACAAUAGAGGCAGCAGAGUUUGGUUUUUAAGGGUUUCCUUAAACUAUCUAAAGUAAGUCUCCUUAUUCUAUAAAGGGCCUCACAACAUUUUCCUCUUGCAAGAACCUGACAGGGUUUAUAUUUUAAAGAUAAAAUAUCUGUAUAGAAGUUUGUGAUCUUAUUGUAAAUGUUCACCAUCAGAUGGUGUCAGUCAAUGGUAAAUAUCCAUGGACCUUUAACAGUGCUUUCUGUGUCACACAAGUGCCAAAGUGAUCUCCACAGUCACAGCUUCAAACUUGUAUGCAAGGACUUUUAUUUUGAUAUUUUUACAUGUUGAUCAAACUCUUUUUGUACAGUAAACAUAUCAUAAGCAGUAUGGUGUGUAAGAAGUGAGAGGAUCUUUCCGGUUUUACUUCUGUGUUUUGCACCGUGUUCUGGUUCAUAGAAUGAACAGUAUAUUGGUGUUGAUCAGUCAGUAAAUCAUGUUUUGUGAUGUUUUGUACAAAAAGAAUUCUACUGAAACUGAAUGAUGAUCAGUUAUCAGGCAUGUGUAUUGUUACAAAUUGAUUAUUGUGUUUUUUCAUUCUAUGUAUCAAUCAUACAAUCUUUGGUCAAAUAUUUUGGUGUUAUAUACUAUACUUCUCUGUCAAGCUGUGUGUGAGAAAUAUAAAAAUGUAAUAAUAAAAUUAUAAAAAAAAGUGUAUCAACUUUUGUAAUUAUAAACAGAAAAAUCAAAGCAGGAAGAAUAUAGCUUUCUUUUAAAUAUUUGUGUUGUACAUGCUAACAGUUCCAGUUUCAUUGUUGCAGUAUUCACAAAAAAUGCACAGGUAUUCAUGUUUGAUAUGAUACAGAAGUAAGGGAGAUAACUCAGGUCUGGUAAUCAUGUAAUGUAUCCAUCAUUUACUAGUCAAUACUGAAGGUUUACAUGUUUCUCUGCACUUGAUUGAUUUGGAUAUCAAAAUUUUUUUACUUAAUUCAAGUAUUGUCAGAGUACAGACCCUUGAUAUUUCUUAUCGUGAAUAUAUAUACCUUACAUUUGCGAUUUGAUACAAAAAGGAAGCACAUUCUCCUGAUAAAAUGUAUUAGGAUUAUUGCCUACAUGUGAUGCUAGUCAACAGUGAAAUUUCUUAUGUCCAGGAUACCAGAGUAAACUUUAUUCUUAUACAUUGUAUAAUGAGAUAAAUAUGUUCAACUGUUGACAGAUAUUAUAUGAUCAUUACUGUUGUUAUCUGUUAAUAAAUUAGUAGAAAUCAUUUUCUCUGUUUCUAAAUAAUUUUGGCGGUACAUGUAUCAUAUAUUAAUGUAGCCUUCAUAAAGAGAUUUUUUCUGAUAGUUUUAGAAAUAGUUAAUAAAUAUUACUGAACAAUGCAUGUGGAAAAAUUGAAAAUCAAUACAAUGUGAAAUGACAUUCCCUGCCGUAGCAUUGAUAAACAAUGAAUAAUUUAUCAAAACUUAUUGAUAAUAGGUAAAAGAAUAUGUUCAGAUUUGUGGAAUAUUGUUCUCAAACAUGGUUCUUUGUUUAAUGAAGAAAAUUACAGUGCUUUAUAGGUCAUUUUAGGAACUGAUCAGAAUUUGUAUUAACUGAAGUGCUGUAUAAUUAUACAUGACAUUAAAAUAUGAUUUCACUUUCGGGAAGAUGAUUUAAUGUGAAACUGUUAACACUGGCAGUGCAGUGAAAUUUGAGGGGAAGUGGGGUGAGGUAGGAGGAUAGCAAUUUGUAGUUUUUGAGCUAGCAUAUUAUAUGUAAAUUCAACGAAGUUAUUCUAAUUGUGCCCCUCAGACAGCUUCUAUCACCAAAACAUUCUUAUGGUUAUAUAAAAAAAGUGUAUGUACUAAAUUGUGUUUUUUAAGAGUCUGAGAGUAACAAUUGUUGGUAUAUUUAUUUUCUAAUGUUUUGCACUGGUUAGAAAUGUUCUAUAUGAUUGAAACAUUUACAGUAGAAAAAUGUCAAGGAAUUGUUUCUCUCUGAACUUAUGUGAGAAAGUGUUAGAAAGAGUGAGAGGCAUACAUUAUAUUUACUUAGGAAAAAAAAUAUUCUGCAUAACUGGGUUUUCACAAUUAUGUGAAAAUUUUUUUUAGAAAUGUAUUCAGUUGUUGCUAUCUAUGUGGACACGCUUUAGAUAAAUAAAUCAUGUGCCGAUAAUGA